UGUCGAUUGCUGCUGCUGCUGCUGCUGCCUGUAGACCUUGAGCUCAUUUCCCAAGACGCAGUCAGCAUUUUAACCCGAUACAUUCUCACGCGCGGAUAUAAAACGGACCCGGCCCUGCCAACCCACGGCCAGUGGGCAGCGAACGGUGACUAGCGGUGACGAAUAUCUGCGCCAUGCAAACGCUGCUCGUAUCGAUUUCCCUGUUUGUGAUGGCGCACGGUGCGUACGUGGUGCGGACGUUUGCCGACGCCACCGCGUACCGGGACGAGUGCGUGCAGCAGUACGCCGGGCGGGGCAGCUCGCUGAUCGACUACAUGCGCCAGGUGGCGCUGCACACGGACGACGCGGACAGCCGGUGGUGCAUCGUGCGCUGCAUCCUGCAGAAGGCGGACCUGCUGGACGGCGAGGGCGCACCGCACGAGGCGAACGUGCACGCGCAGAUGCAGCACAGCAACGCGAUCGUGGAGGACCCGGACGACAUCCGCAGCGAGACGAGCCGGUGUCUGCGUGAGCCGCCCGCGUCCGACAGCGGCGGCGGGUGCCUGCGGGCGUACACGUUCUUCGCCUGCAUCCAGAGCACCGAGUACGACUUAUUUUGACGACCCGGGUCCGGCCGGUCCCAAAACAUGUUUGCUCCAGCGCUACCGACCAGUUUCGGUGUCGCAUGUAGUUUAGCCUUAAGUGUCUUCAAUAAACACCGUAAGCCCCAAACGCAAAAGAAUGGUGGCGAAAGCGAA
Messenger RNA from Anopheles arabiensis, 737 nucleotides. Its product is annotated as general odorant-binding protein 99b-like. Gene Ontology annotation, biological process: sensory perception of smell. The transcript has 2 exons. Bases 174 to 599 code for a protein of 141 amino acids. Gene Ontology annotation, molecular function: odorant binding. NCBI's taxonomy places the organism in Eukaryota, Metazoa, Arthropoda, Insecta, Diptera, Culicidae. The record is from RefSeq and is a predicted model, not a curated record.